GUCACAGCUGCUGCUGCUUCUGUAGUCUGAAAAACCAGGCUGGGAAGCUGCUGCUCCCCCAGUGGGUCUGUGCUGGGGAGAGACCUUCAUUACAGCCCCUCCAUGCCCAGCCCAGGGGGGACUUUCUCCAGUGGCUGGCACCAGCCCCAGGCUCUGCUGACACCAGCUGCUGAGCUGGAGACUGCAGAUGUGUGCAGCAUGCGUGGAUGACCAAAUGUUGAUUGCUGUGUGAGGUUUGUUGCUACUGCCAAGGGGAAAAACCUGGGACAAGACUGGCAUUGAAAUGGAUCGGAGACCCUCCUGAAGCCUCCCUCAUUGCCAUUCGCACCCUAAAAGAAACUUCCACACUGCCUCAGAUUGUCCCAUCCUCUGGCAGGACGAAGAAGGGAAAUGGCUGCAGAGGAGCCAGCUCAGGGGCCAGUGACCUUUGAGGAGAUGCCUGCAUAUUUCAGUGAGGGCCAGUGGGAUCUGCUGAACCCCAGUCAGAGAGCCUUCUGCAGGGAUGUCAUAGGAUUUCCAGUUCCCAAACCCAGUGUGGUCUCUUGGAUGGAAAAACAGAAAGAACCGUGGGCCCCAGAUCUCCUGGGCUCCGAGCAAAAGGAGCUACUAGGUGAGGUGUGCACAGCAGAUGACAGGACCAUGAGUGAGAGCGAGGAGGAGAGUCCCCAGCAGGAAGAUUGUGAGCCCAUGGAGCCAGAUGGGAAAGUGUCAAGAGGCAGCAAAGGGGAUGUCUCCCGGGGCCCUGAGCAAAGAAACCCUCCAGCACAAGGGCGGAGUGAACGUGGCCUCCGGGCAAAGGGCUGCAACCCCCUCAAAGGCAUUGGCCUCUCGCCACGGAGUGAAGCUGGAGAGCGCCCCUACCGGUGCGAGGACUGUGGGAAGAGCUUCAGCAGCAGCUCAGCCCUCAUCAUUCACCGGCGCAUCCACACGGGGGAGAAGCCCUACAAAUGCCCAGAGUGUGGGAACAGUUUCAACCAGAACUCAGCCCUCAUUGCCCACCGGCGCAUCCACACAGGGGAGAAGCCAUACGCCUGCCCUGACUGUGGAAAGAGCUUCAGCCAUGGCUCCACACUCAUCAAGCACCAACGCAUCCACACAGGGGAGAAGCCCUACACCUGCGAGGAGUGCGGGAAGAGCUUCAGCAUCCGCUCCACCCAUGUCCGGCACCAAAAGACACACACAGGUGAGAAGCCCUACGUGUGUGGGGAGUGUGGGAAGAGCUUCAGUGACAGCUCCUACUUCGUCCAGCACCAGCGCGUGCACAUGGGCGACAUGCCUUUCACCUGCCGGGACUGUGGGAAGAACUUCAUCUGGAGCUCGGCCUUGGUGCGGCACCGGCGCAUCCACACAGGGGAGAAGCCAUACCGCUGCCCUGACUGUGGGAAGAGCUUCAGCGAGAACUCCACCCUUAUGCGGCAUCAGCGGAUCCACACAGGUGAGAAGCACUACAAAUGCACCCAGUGUGGCAAGAGUUUCAAUGACAGCUCCUCCCUCAUGCGGCACCAGCGCAUCCACACUGGUGAGCGCCCCUACCAGUGCCCCGACUGUGGCAAGAGCUUUGUGGACAGCUCCACCCUCAUCUGCCACCAACGCACCCACACAGGUGAGCGCCCCUACACGUGUCCCGACUGCGGCAAGAGCUUCACCGAGAGCUCCACUCUCAUCACUCACCACCGCGUCCACACAGGAGAGAAGCCCUACACCUGUCCUGACUGUGGGAAGAGCUUCAGCCAAAGCUCCAACCUUGUUACUCACCAGCGCAUCCACACAGGCGAGCGCCCCUAUUCUUGUGCUGACUGUGGCAAGAGCUUCUACCGCAGCUCAGACCUGAUCCGGCACCAUCGCACCCACACUGGGGAGAAGCGCCACAAGUGUCCUGCCUAGAGCCUACCCAGCUUUUGUGGGGAGAUGACUGGGGACCAGGCUCCAAGGAUAGGCAUCACCAAAACUACCACAGACAACUAUAUGCACAAGGCCUUUGCCCAGAACAUCUGCAAUGAAUGGCACAGGAGCUUCUCACACAAGGCUGGGGGUUCACAGCUCACCUCCCUCCAUCUAGGGCAAUAGCUUGUGCCAGCUUCUCAAUGCCUAGAGUAACGUUCCCUCCCAAGAGCAAUUGCCUUCAGGACCCUUCCAACAGCCUGGACCGAUGGGUUUGCCUUUGAUGCCUCCUUACACUGACUACAUUGGGUUUAUUUUUCUCGUCAGACAUGGAAUCAACUCAGGAAUCAUUGUGGCAUCAUAUUUUUUCCCACCCUCACCCACAUAAGCGAGGUUUUUCCAAGCCAAGAUUGUGACAAAUAAUAAUUUUAGCAUAUUUUUUAACAAGAGCCUUUGUCACUGUGACCAGCAAAGAGAGACAGACAGACUACAAGGACGAACGACAGUUUUGUUUGUUGACGUGUAAAGUUUUGUGUGCAAGUCUCUGGGCAAGGGGAACAUUAGGCCUGAACCCUUUUCCCAAAUAGCAUUUAGGAGAGAGCCCUUAGGAGAGGAAACCUGAACCCUUUUCCCCGGUAAAUCUUUGCAUGCCAGAGGGUCUGAGCUGAGAAAGCUUUCAAGGUCAAGAGGCUCCUGUAGAUGUUGCACCUCAGCAUUAAGAGAGAUGCUGUAAUGUCCCCAUUGUACCACUGCCCCUUCUCUUCCAAGAUAGUGUCUUAGAUCCAGGUGGCCCUAGCCAAUGGGAGCCAGUCCUGUUUCCAGGCUGAGGUGACCUGGACAAGAGAACCUGGGGUUACUUCAAGGUUGGGGGAGGAGGAAGGAGUGGGAACCGAGAGAGGAAGCAUCCCAGCCAGCUUUCCAGGACAGAUGUUCAAAGGAUUAGCACUCACACCUAAGGGCAGGUUUGCUGAAUAUACCUCAGUGCAGUCUUCUUAGCUUAGAUGCUGAGCAGUGUUGACUAUCUGGCCACCUCUUGGGAUGUUGUAGAUGAGCUCUGAGAGAACUUUGCCCCUGGCUGCUGCUGUCUGAUGCUUCCAGGAGGCCGUACCUACUUUGCAGCUAAGAUUUCCAGUGCUGCCCUAGGGGGGUCUGAGCACCCAGAGCCCUGUGCUUGGUAUUUGGUGUCCAGAUCCCAUGAGGCAGCACUAAAAGUCUCCUCCUGGGAGUCUUGAGAGAACUCUUUUAUGCCCUAAUGUACCUUCUGCUUCUUUAAGAAGAGCAAAACAAGGGAAAUUCCAUUGUGCAUGGGCAGGUGAGUUGUGGGGAGUCUUAUUAAUGUAGAAGGGAGGAUGUUCCAGGUAGUAGCAAGUUUUAGAAAAAAUAAAUCCCAGGAUUGUUACAGUUUUUUUAAAACACUAUCUAAUAAAUUGUCUGUA
Messenger RNA from Alligator sinensis (Chinese alligator), 3317 nucleotides. RefSeq names its product zinc finger and SCAN domain-containing protein 2-like. Gene Ontology annotation, cellular component: PcG protein complex; transcription regulator complex; nucleus. The record is from RefSeq and is a predicted model, not a curated record. The transcript is spliced from 5 exons. Gene Ontology annotation, biological process: central nervous system development; negative regulation of transcription by RNA polymerase II. Gene Ontology annotation, molecular function: RNA polymerase II cis-regulatory region sequence-specific DNA binding; DNA-binding transcription repressor activity, RNA polymerase II-specific. The coding region runs from base 391 to 1884 and encodes 497 amino acids. NCBI's taxonomy places the organism in Eukaryota, Metazoa, Chordata, Crocodylia, Alligatoridae.